AUGAAGUUCCAGUCCAUCCUCUCCCUUGCGCUGCCCGCCACCGUCAUGGGCCUUGCGCUGCCCAUUGGCUUCUACAACCGCGACGAGUUCCUGACCAAGCGCGAUGCCGCCGCUUCCUUCGAGCCCACUGGCGACGAGUACCUCCUGAAGACGCAGCUCGUCAGCAGCAACUCCUCCCUGGCCAAGUUCAACAACCUCUACCUUACCGCCUUCCACACCGGCGCUGGCACCAACGACGCCGUCUUCACCGCCGACAAGGACAGUGCCGCCACCGGCUUCCUCAACGAGACCGCCGACGGCUCAUACCAGGAAUUCGACUUUGGCACCGAGUUCCCUUGGAGUCUGGAGAUUGGCUACGAGCCUUACACUGCCUGGGCUCCUGUCACCAUCAACGCCGGUCUUUCUGACCAAGGUGACGGUUUCUUCACCUUCACCCCGUCCGGCCUGGUCUGGAAUGUGACCCAGUUCGACGGCUGGCUUGUCUGCGACUGGUGGCACACCACCCCCCAGCUCUUCUGGAAGACCGGUGUCGCCUACUCCAACAGCUCGCUCCCCAGCAGCUGCGCCGACGUCUACCUUGUCAAGGAGUCGUUGUAG
Molecule: messenger RNA, 597 nt
Organism: Diplodia corticola
Lineage: Eukaryota; Fungi; Ascomycota; Dothideomycetes; Botryosphaeriales; Botryosphaeriaceae
Exons: 3
Coding region: 1-597 (198 amino acids)
Source: RefSeq, a predicted model, not a curated record